Messenger RNA from Rhagoletis pomonella (apple maggot), 2012 nucleotides. RefSeq names its product selenocysteine-specific elongation factor (gene eEFSec). Gene Ontology annotation, biological process: selenocysteine incorporation. The record is from RefSeq and is a predicted model, not a curated record. Gene Ontology annotation, molecular function: GTPase activity; translation elongation factor activity; GTP binding. Lineage: Eukaryota; Metazoa; Arthropoda; Insecta; Diptera; Tephritidae. The transcript is spliced from 3 exons. Bases 406 to 1977 code for a protein of 523 amino acids.
GAGUGACUAGGCCGGACUCGUACGGGAUCGCAACUAGUAUUUAGUGCAGAGCUGGCCAGCUCAAGCUCUCAAUUUGUGCCUGCUGUAUAUAAAUUGUACAGGGAGCUUUUGAAAGCUUUGGCACGCGUGCCUAUGAAGUGGCCAACUCUAAUUUAAUGCAAUUGUAUAGAACACUUUUGGGAAUUUGUCAACAAAAUAAUUUUUAUAAUUUGCUACUAACUCGUUAACCGCUUUAUAAAAUAUCGGUUUAACUUUUGAAAAGAAAAUUUUAAUGAAUAGUGUUUAUAGAGUAUUUUCAAAUAUUGUAAAUACUCGAUAUAUCGAUACUGACGUCGAUAUGUUUACAACACUAGGCAAUUGGUUGCGCUUAAAAUUCUUAUUUUGGUGAUAAAACAUAGGUGAUAAAUGAUUAUAAAUAUAAAUAUUGGGCUGCUGGGUCAUGUAGAUUCGGGCAAGACCACAUUAGCACGUGCUUUGAGUACUAUCGCCAGUACGGCUGCCUUUGAUAAGAACCCACAAUCGCAGGAACGCGGUAUCACACUUGAUUUGGGAUUCAGUGCAGUGGUGGUCGAAGCGCCCGCAAGCCUUAAAUGCAUUUCUCCUCAAGUGGAACAGGUGCAGUUCACAUUUGUGGAUUGUCCAGGGCAUGCUAGCCUCAUCCGUACAAUAAUAGGCGGUGCGCAAAUUAUUGAUUUAAUGUUACUGGUUGUUGAUGCACAAAAAGGUAUACAAACACAAACUGCAGAGUGCAUAGUUAUUGGCGAGCUGUUACGGCGUAAAUUAAUAAUAGUUGUGAACAAAAUAGAUUUACUAGAACAAGCGACACGUGCAGCACAAUUGCAAAAAUUAAAUGCAAGGCUGCGCAAGACACUGGCACAAACUACAUUUGAUCCCGUAAGCAGUAUUGUCAAUGUAUCUGCAAUGGAGAGGAUCAAUGUUGAGGAACUUUUGGACACUAUUGUUUCUCAAAUUGAAAUACCCAAACGCAACAAAGAGGCACCACUAGUUAUGUAUUCGGAUCAUUGCUUUUCCAUUAAAGGGCAGGGCACCAUUUGCACGGGCACUAUAGUACAGGGCUCCAUUGACGUUAAUGAUUUAGUCGAAAUACCUGCCAUAAAAGAACAACGAAAAGUAAAAUCAAUACAAAUGUUUCGCAGACCUGUACAAUCCGCUGCGAUGGGAGAUCGGGUUGGUAUUUGUGUACCACAAUUUAAUGCGAAAACAAUGGAGCGUGGCAUACUGGCAAAACCAGGUUAUUUGCACAAUGUUUACGCAGCAUGUAUUCGUAUGAAUCGUAUACGGUUUUAUAAAUUUGCAAUACGCUCCAAAAGUAAACUGCAUAUAACAAUUGGCCAUGACACAGUAAUGGCAAACGUAACGCUUUUCAAGAGCAUUAGCACUGAAUCAGAAGGCACUUUCAACUUGAACAACGAGUACGAGUUUAUUGAAGAACUGGAACCAGUAUCAAAUGUGGAAACGCAAGAGCACAUAUUUGCUCUACUUGAAUUUCAAACGCCAAUAUUGGCAAAUGCCAAUGCAACGCUAAUUGCUGCCAAGCUGGACUUGGAUGCUCAAAGCAAUAGCUGCCGCUUAGCUUUUUGGGGCCAAAUGAUUUGGUAUACGCAUUCCAACAAUUACGCUUUAGACGAGCUACAAAAAUUCAAAGUGUUUAAGCGAAAGUUAAAGCAGGGUUACAUCCAAAGGCUCGUCAAUGAGAAUGAAGUUAUUGUGGAUAAUCUAUUUAGUAAACAGGGUAACCGAGAUGUGUACAUUGGAAAGGUAGUGGAAUUGUCGACAGGUGAAAGAGGCGUUAUCGAAAGCACCUUUGGACAAAAGUCAAAAGUGAAAGUACACUUUCCAAACGGCCUGAAAACGGGAACACUUAAUGAGCUGAAAAGCGGACGCUUUAGCAGCAUACAAGUUUUACUUAGAUUUAAAAAAUAUAUUUUCAACAAGCAACUGUUGCUGGUACAAUAAAAACAUAAACUAACUUUUUUCAUGCCGAGGAUGGA